Messenger RNA from Myotis daubentonii (Daubenton's bat), 2761 nucleotides. RefSeq names its product TSPY like 2 (gene TSPYL2). Gene Ontology annotation, cellular component: nucleus. The record is from RefSeq and is a predicted model, not a curated record. Lineage: Eukaryota; Metazoa; Chordata; Mammalia; Chiroptera; Vespertilionidae. Gene Ontology annotation, biological process: nucleosome assembly.
GACAGGCUCCGGGGGAGGGAGCGCAGAGCGGAGCGGAGCGGCGAGCGGUGCGGGUGGUGUGCAGGCGCAGGGUCUCGCUUCAGGUGUUCCUGACUGGCCGCAGCGGCCUGUCUGAGACGGGAAGGGGCGAGCUCGGUGCCCUAAGCGCAGUCAGCAUGGACCGCCCGGAUGAGGGGCCUCCUGCCAAGGCCCGCCGCCUCAGCAGCUCCGAGCCCUCUCAGGAUGACGCGCCGCCACCGCCGCCGCCUCCGCCGCCACCGCCGCUCAUGCGACUGCCCCUGCCUCCACCGGAGCAGCGCCCGAGGCUCCGGGAGGAAACGGAGGCGGCACAGGUGCUGGCUGACAUGAGGGGGGUGGGAUUGGGCCCCACUCUGCCCCCGCCGCCCCCCUAUGUUAUUCUGGAGGAGGGGGGAGUGCGCGCGUACUUCACCCUAGGUGCCGGGUGUUCCUACUGGGAUCCCGAAUUCGAGUCUGGGUAUGGGGAGGCGCCCCCUCCCGCGGAGAGCCUUGAAACAUUCUCUCCUGAGGAGGUGGCGGGGGGAAGCCUGGAGAUCGACAUUCAGGUUACCGAGCCGGAGCCGGAGCCGGAGCUGGAGCCCGAGCCGGAGCCGAGCGGCUUUAGUGGAGAGGCCAUAGAUACCUGUAGCAUAGGGGGACGGGAGUACCAGGUGUUAGCCGGUCUACAGGGGAAGGAAGAGGCCAUCAUUAUAGUAGAAGAUGAUGAGGAGGAGGUGAAGGAGAAUGUGAGGAAGAAGAGAAGGAGGAGGAGGAGGAAGCAGAGGAAGGUGAAGAGGCAAAGCAGAGAGGUGAAUCCCGAGAAGAUACAGUACGUCCUGCAGGCACUAGAAAGCGUUCAGCUAGACCUGGAGGCGGUGAACGUCAAGGCAGGCAAGGCCUUCCUCCGCCUCAAGCGCAAGUUCAUCCAGAUGCGGAGACCCUUCCUGGAGCGCAGAGAUCUUAUCAUCCAGCACAUCCCAGGCUUCUGGGUCAAAGCAUUCCUCAACCACCCCAAAAUUUCAGUCUUGAUCAGUCAACGCGAUGAAGACAUUUUCCGCUACUUGACCAAUCUGCAGGUACAGGACCUCAGACAUAUCUCCAUGGGCUACAAAAUGAAGCUGUACUUCAAGACAAACCCCUAUUUCACAAAUAUGGUGAUUGUCAAGGAGUUCCAGCGCAACCGAUCAGGCCGGCUGGUGUCUCACUCCACCCCAAUCCGCUGGCACCAGGGCCAGGAACCCCAGGCUCACAAGGGAAGGAACCAGGACACCAACUAUAGCUUCUUCAGCUGGUUCUCAAAUCACAGCCUCCCAGAGGCUGACAGGAUUGCUGAGAUUAUCAAGAAUGACCUGUGGGUCAACCCUGUGCGCUACUACAUGAUGGGAGAAGCUGGCUACCGAGCAAAGAGAAAGAAGCAAGAAAAGAAAGAAAGGUUUUCCCAGAUUAAAAAGAAGAACAGAUAUGAGUUGGUGAUCAUGGAUGACUUUGAUGACUAUCAACUGAUGCAAGACAUUAUUGGCGAGACCUCAGACAGUGAUUUUAUCACUGACAAUGAGACUGUUCACGACAUCAAGAUCUCUGACUUCAUGGAGACCACCGACUGCUUCGAGACCACGGACAACGAGAUAACUGACUUCAGUGAGAGUUUCUGUGACAGUGAGAGCGUCUAUGACUGUGAAAGCCCAGACCGCCACCUCACCACCGAAAACAGUGACAGUGCUGAUGAGCACACUUAUGGUGGUGAGAACUCCAAAGGUGGCGGCUGUGGCAACAACCUUGACAGCAGCGACAGUGACUACGGAGACAAUGAGACCAGUGAUGAUGAAGAUAAUGAUGGCAACGAAGGCGACAAUGAAGGCAGUGAUGAUGACGGCAAUGAAGGUGACAAUGAAGGCAGUGAUGAUGAUGACAGAGACAUUGGUUACUAUGAGAAUGCCAUUGCAGAGCCUCAGAAGAAUCAGCUUAACAUCAGCAACCUGGGCUACUAUGCGGAUGAGGUAGAGGACAUCUUUGAAGAAGAAUCGUCAAUCGAGGAGGAGGAUGAGGAGGGCAGUGAGGAAGAAGAUGAGGACAGCGAUGAGGGGGAAGGAAGUGAGGAAGAGGAGGAAGAUGAGGAGGAGGAAGGAAUCGAAGAAGACUGGGAAGACUCUGACGUGGAGGAGGUGCUUCAGGCCCAGAAUGCUUGGGCCAACCCCCGCAAGAGGGGCAAAACCGGAUAAACAAAUGUCUCACCCUUGCCCUUGUGGCUACUGCCUCUGUGUCCCUCUCCCUCUGUCCCAUUUGCCCUCCCCCUCAGCUAGGGCCUUGAGGCCCCACAUUGCACUUCUGGGGGGUGACCACUUCGUACACGGGUUUGAAGUUUAUUUUUAUGGUUUAGUAAUUGCAGAGUUCUUAUUUUGGGGGGAGGGAAAGGGGGACCCCCCUUCUUUCAGCCCUCCUCCCUCGCAGGCUUCUGUGUGCUGCUACGUAUUUAUUGUGAUGCCUUGGCCACGGCCCCUCUAUCCCCCUCCUCGUGCUGUUUGGAGUGAACACCCCUGAUCCCGAAGCGGGGAGGGCUGCUGUGGCCUUGGGAGAGCUGCUGCCUCCCAGUUGUCCUAAGUCUCUCUCUUCCCCUCACUUUUCCACCUGCUGUGCCCGCUAGCCCGCAUCGGUGUCUAUGCAAGGCCGCUUCGCCAUUGCGGUAUUCCUGCCCCCCACCCCCCAGAAGCCCAGUUCAUUCCCUGUGAACCCUGGUAAUCCUAAUAAAAUUCCCAGCAAGUUCAAA